AUGAUCGCACUGACACGACCACUCAUUCAGAUCCUCCGAAAUGACCCCGUCCCCGCCGUCGAACUGGCUGUCGAACGCGACCUAUCGUCCUUCUCACGCUUCACUCGAGACAGCUAUGGCGAGUUCAUGACCAUGUUCGCAAAGACAGUCGCCGAACGCACCCGGCCCGGCGUGCGGCAGGACAUUGAAGAGAAGUCAUACACAUUCCACGCAUACGGGUCAAGCCAGGGCGUGGCAGGCAUCAUCAUCAGCGACGCCGAGUAUCCUGCACUCGUGGCUCACCAAGUACUGUCCAAGAUCAUCGACGAGUUCACGUCGCAAAACCCACGGUCGAGCUACGCCAGCCCCGGCGUCACGAGCCGGCCGUUUCCCCAGCUCAAGGACUACCUGGUCAAAUACCAGGACCCGCAUCAAGCGGACAGCAUCAUGAAGGUGCAGCGAGAGUUGGACGAGACCAAGAUCGUGUUGCACAAGACCAUCGAGAGCGUGCUGGAACGGGGCGAGAAGAUUGACAGUCUGGUGGCCAAGAGUGAUGGGUUGAGCGCGCAGAGCAAGAUGUUUUACCAGCAGGCCAAAAAGCAGAAUUCUUGUUGUGUGGUCAUGUAA
Molecule: messenger RNA, 606 nt
Organism: Capronia coronata CBS 617.96
Lineage: Eukaryota; Fungi; Ascomycota; Eurotiomycetes; Chaetothyriales; Herpotrichiellaceae
Product: synaptobrevin like YKT6
Exons: 2
Coding region: 1-606 (201 amino acids)
Biological process (GO): endoplasmic reticulum to Golgi vesicle-mediated transport
Cellular component (GO): Golgi apparatus; membrane
Molecular function (GO): SNAP receptor activity
Source: RefSeq, a predicted model, not a curated record